Messenger RNA from Anopheles nili, 1779 nucleotides. RefSeq names its product asparagine synthetase domain-containing protein CG17486. The transcript is spliced from 6 exons. The record is from RefSeq and is a predicted model, not a curated record. Lineage: Eukaryota; Metazoa; Arthropoda; Insecta; Diptera; Culicidae. Gene Ontology annotation, molecular function: asparagine synthase (glutamine-hydrolyzing) activity. Bases 1 to 1779 code for a protein of 592 amino acids.
AUGUGCGGCAUAUUUUGUUACAUUUGUUCGGACGACAACAUUUCUGCAGCUGACCAGGCUCUGCAAUCAUGCCAAGCCCUUCUCGCGAACCGGGGACCAAAUCACAGCGUAAGACUUUGGUACGAUUCGAAAGUACUGUUUCAUGGAUCUGUACUAUGGCACCAGGGAAAAACGCUAUGCAAACAACCCAUCGAAACCGAUCAAACAGUACUACUAUUUAACGGCGACAUAUUUGAAAACCGAGAAAACACAACCCAAAGUGACACGUUUUGGCUGCUACAAAGGAUCGAAUCUUGCGAGACACAAGACGAUUUACACCGGCUGUUUGCGAACCUUCGUGGGCCUUUUAGCGUUAUCUUUUUUAGGAAGCAAGAGAAUCGCAUUUAUUUUGCCCGUGAUCGUGUUGGUAGAAACUCAUUGAUCUUAGGCAGAGCACAAAAUGGAAGUGGUAAUACGUUUAUUUCGAGCGUAUGUGGUAAUAUAGCUUAUGAGUUUGUCCAUGAGCUACCACCUCUUGGUUUAUAUUAUAUCGACUUAGAUUGCGCUGCUGAUCCAGCUCCAUUCCGCCUAUUGCCUUGGACAGAAAGCGAUUGCUCACAUAUGGAGCAAUUGUUUGCUAGUGUAGUAAAAAUCGAACCAAGUAUUUCUCUUGAAGAUACCCUACCAGAGUCUGUUGAACAGCAUAAUUUUGAUUUUCAUACGUUAUUAGCUAAAUCGACAUUGGAUGAAAAUGUGUUUGAGUAUCUCUGUAAUUUUCCAGAAGUCAACAAGAUUUGCAAUCGACUGAUUGCAAUAUUGCGUGAAUCAAUUCGAGAGCGCAUACAGACCACAACCAUGUCUUGCAAAGAGUGUUUAGAAACAAAUUUUCAAUGUGAUCAUCCAAAGAUCGGUAUCCUUUUUUCAGGUGGAAUAGAUUGUACAAUUUUAGCAUUAAUUGCGGACGACAUUAUACCCACUCAAACACCGAUUGACUUGAUGAACGUGGCGUUUGAAAAAGUGAAUCGAUCAGGAGAAAAAUGUGAACCAUCAAAAAUAGAUUACAACGUACCAGAUAGGUUGACGGGGCGUGCUACUGUGCAAGAGCUUAUUUCCCUAAGACCUAAUAGGAAAUGGAAUUUUAUUGAGAUAAACGUGUCUCGAAGCGAACUAAGCGAACAUAGAAAAACCAUUUCCGACCUCGUCUUUCCUCUACAAAACGUUUUGGACGAGUCGUUGGGUGCUGCGUUGUGGUUUGCCUCCAAGGGGAUUGGGUUGAAAAACGGACAAAGUUUUACAAGUACGAGUAGGGUUUUAUUGUUGGGAUCGGGAGCAGAUGAAUUGUUUGGUGGUUAUACUCGACAUAAAGCAGCUUUUGAGAAAUGCCUGCGCAGUAACGACAAACCUUUGCCAGGUGAAGCCAAAACUCUGGAGGACACUCAAUUCCAGCAAGCAUUUCAAGCGUUGCAAGACGAAUUAGAAGCAGAUUGGAGCCGAUUACCGAGUAGAAACCUGGCUCGUGACGACAGAGUAAUCAGUGACAAUGGUGUGACUCCACGUACUCCAUAUCUGCAAGAAGAUUUCAUUUCGUUAGUUCGUUCACUGAAAGCAUCGCAAAGGUGCUACCCUCCUUUGGGGCCAGGGUUGGGUGAUAAACUUGUGCUGAGACUUUGUGCCUACAAACUUGGAUUAGUGCAAGCGAGUUGCCUGCGAAAACGGGCUUUACAGUUUGGCUCAAGGAUAGCUGAUCGCAAGCAAAAUGCAUCCGAUCGUUCGUCUUAUUUACAAGGUGUAAGAGAUUAA